AUGUCGUGGGUACCUACGAAUGAAUUCUUACGUGGUAAGAUAAUUAAACCUUUUUUACCAUUUCAAAAACAUCCAACCUUAACAAAUGAAAACUUCAAAAACUUAUAUCCAGGUGACGAUGUCUAUAUAUUUGAAACUAAGAAUGAAAAAUGGGCUAGGGGUUAUACUUUAACUAAACCAUUUCCUAAUGAUUUUACCAUUACGUCAGUUAAUUUAGAUGAACUUCCUAGUUUGGAUAUUAAGAUUGUUAUUUUCCCAUUGAAAUAUGUUCAAGUAGUGGAAAAUGUUCCAAUAACUAAAUUAGAGGCUGAGGAAGUAUCAGUCGUUGCGGGCAAUGGUGAAUUGGUUCCAACUAUUCAAGAUGCAGAAGUGGCUCAUAAACAAGCUUUGAACGCUGAUAUUGGAUACGAUUCUAAUGGUAAAGUUAAAUCAUUAGUUCCCCCUUUGCCAGUACAAAACUUUGAUCUUGGUGCAGACUUACUUAAGGAAAUUAAACACGCUCUUAAUUUAUUGGCCUCACACAUUUUUGCUUUAUACUCAAUUGGUGAAUUUAGAUUAUUUAAUAAAUUAUCCCUGGUUUAUACUAGAUUGGACGAAACGAGAAUCAAAUUAACCAAUGAAAUAUUAACUACCAAUGAAAUCCAAGUUGCUAAAGAAACUGCAACUUUCCUCCUCAACAAAAUUCCUAAAAAAUUGGCUUCAAGAUCGGCUAGAUUAAACGAAAAGUCUUAUGACUUGGAUAACCGUUACACUGAUAUCUCUGGUUAUAAAGCUAUAUUGGCAAGAGAUGCUAUAUCAGGUCAACUUUUAUCAAAUGAUACUGCCAUCCCUUCGAGAGUUGCUUUGAACCAAGUAUUAUGUGCUUUGGCUCCAAAUUUCCCCAUCAAUGCCCAUUACCAUCAAGAGUCUUUCUCCUUAAAACCAUCUCCCAAUAAGAAGUUAUAUCAUGAACCUCCUUCUCAUAUCUUGGUUGAUUUCAAAUCAGUUAGUGGUUCAUCUGCUUAUCAGCCUCCUGGAUUUGUUGGUAUGAUCGCUUAUUUAUAUAUUCGUAAUAGUAAUAGAAGACUUACCGAAGCUUUUGCUGUACAUGCUAGCUCAGUUGAUGAUUUAGUCCAUGUCGAAAAACUUCGUGCUGCUCUUUUUAGAAAUAUUCCUUCGAGUGAAAUUGACAAUGGUAAGGUCUACUUGGUUGCUGUUUUGACUGAAGAAAUUGAAUUACCUGUUAAAGAUGCUUCUAGCCCUCACGUCAGAAGAAUUAAGAAGGGUGUGGCAGCAGGUGUUACUGAUAUCACUAGAAUUUUUUCAAAGAAUCAGGGUUCAUUGGCGUCAGGUGAACCUCAUCAAUUUUCAAUCAGAUUGUUUGGUUCUUAUAAGAAUCAAAAUAAAGGUAAUUCUAAGCUUAAUGAUGAACUUCUCAAUUUUGAUAAUAAUGGUUGGGGUGAGCUUGUUGAUAGAAUUAUAUCUGGAUCCAGUCAUGGUGUUGCAGUUAAUCCUAGAGCUGAAAAAUUGGUCAUUUCAGUUAAAGAAUUCAAACAUCAAUUUGUUGCUAACUUCAAUCCAAUUGGCGCCACUGCUCCAAUUUCAAGAAUCAAGCCAAUCUUUUUCGACCCCCUUGCUGAAAAUUAUGAACGUAUUUAUUUGAGUAUGCAUAAAGUAUCUUUGCUUAAUAGCAUCACUAAAGAUGAUUUAUUAACAUUCGAAGUUAGUGCUCCUAAUAAUGAUAUGAUAACUUUUGCAAAAGCUUCUAAUGAACAAGAAAGACGUAUGUGGCAAUAUGUUUCGGUUUAUCCAGAUGAAGCUGUUGGUGAAAUUGUUAAAAUCAACGGUGUUUCUUCAAAGAACCCUACUAAAAAAGUUCCAAAGGAUGACUACAUAAUCUUAUCAUUAUAUAUUAAUGGUUUAUUGGCGGGAGAAGGUAAAUUCAUGUACAAGUCAGGUAACAAGUUAGUGGAAUACAAGAAGAAAAGCCAUAGUGUUGAAAUCAGUUCGACAACUCAUAAAUUACCAGUAGCCCUGGUUGAAAUUACCACUGAAUAUGUUGGUAAAGUUUAUAAUCAUGAUAUUUCAAUCGAUAACGUUUUUCAAUUCGAUAGAUUUUUUAAAGGUGGUCAGCAGGGAAUUGAUGAAUUAGCAAAGACUUUAAUUGCUUUUACUAAACUUGACAUAACUCAGUUAGUUAAGUUUUUCCCAGAGUUAUUGAGCUCCUUAUAUAACAUUGCAGAUGUUGCAUUGAAACAACCUAGUUCUCCUGGUAUUGAGAUAUUACAAGAUAAUACCUUCAAAGCAAUUGUUCAUUUAUUAGAUACUCUUUUCGGUAAGCAAGAUCAGUACAUGUAUAUGGUUGAAACUUUUACUACAAGAUACACAAAGUUACCACAUAUCGGUAUAUUUAUUUUGAAUAAGAUCUCCGAAAUCUUCUCUAGAGCUGAAAGUAAUUGGAAUUCAAUGUCACGCUCUUUAUGUAGAGUUGUGUCAUUACUUUUGAAACUUGGAAUCAGCUCAAUCAAUGAAAUUAAUGAUUUGGAUGCCUAUUUAGAAGCAUUAAGUUCUUUAUUUAGAUCAGGUUCCAUAUUUCUUUCACUUGACUCGCCUGCUUUAAUUAAUGACCAAGUAUUAAUUUUAGAGAUCAUUGAUUAUGUUCUUACUUUUAGAGUAUACUUAGACCAGGCCAAAAUCUUGAAGUUUAUUAUUAGCUUCAUUGAUUCAAUUGGAACUAGGGGAUUAGGUGCAAAUGAAGACGUCUAUGGAGCUAAAAAAAAUGUUGUUUCAAAAGAUCAUAAAAUUAUCAUUAGUAAGUUAUUAUUGAUUCAUCGUUUGUUUAAUACCACUCUAGUUGAAAGUGCUGACACUCGAAAAUUUUUGAUUUCCAAAUCCAUUACGUGGGUUAUGGAUGUAUUUUUAGGACCAACUGAUAUUGAUGCUGUCAGAUUGGCCUGUUCAAUUAUGAAUGCUGUUUGUACUCUUUUAUGGGACGACAUUGUUAACAAAGGUGUUGAAGAUGAAAUUCAUUUAUGCUUUUCACUUGCUAAAUUGUUACCAGCAAUUUCAAGAACAUUUAUCAAAUAUAAUAAGUUUACUAGGGGUAAUGAAUAUUUCAAACCAAAGAGAACUUUUACUGAUCUUUUUCCAACUGAUUAUCCAUUCAAGGAAACAUCUAUGGAUCCAAUUGUUAAUGAUGAAUCAUUAGUAGAAGUUUUAGUUGAGCUCAGUGUUAUUUUUACGUUCAUUGCAAGAAUUGGUAAAGCUGCUUCAGGAAACGAGGGAUACUCUAAAAUUUUGGCGGCUGAAGCUCCUGAAGAUGAUUUUUUUUCUAAUGAAAAAUAUUUGGCUAGUAAUUUUGGUAAUGAAGAUAUUUUGACUUUGAUUAAUGGUGUUAAGAUUAUAAGACAAGGUAAAUAUUUCCCAGAAGAUAAAUGGUUAUCGUUAUUUUCAUUAAUUGCUGAAGGAUGUUUGGUAUCGUUAGAAUUAAUAAGACCAUUGUUAAUCAAACAUUAUGUACCUCCAAUGGAAGAUGCAGAGUUGUUUGAUAAAGCAGUUUGGGGUAGUUACUUGAAAACAUUGCUAAGGUUGGGUACUGUUGCACCAGUUGCCAUUGAACAUUUAUCCACUGUACCUAGAAAAGCAUGUCAUUUAAUUACUGGUGAUAUGAGAGAUCGUAUUUCCUUUUUAUUAAUGGAGGCAUGGGAUGCUUUAGCUUGGGAUUCUGAUGAAGAAGUCAUGGUCAGAUUCAAUUUGAAGAAAUUUGGAGGUUACCAAGUUGAAUUUAUCAGUAAUGAUUAUGAGACUUUACAGGAUUUAAUGUUAUUUGCGUUACAAAGAAAUGAAAGUUGUCAAAUUGUUAGUGUUAAAAUGUUGUGGUCAAUAAUGGUUUCAGAAUUUUUAUAUUUAAAUGAUACUAUGGUUGAUAUUGAAAGAGAAUGUUUAAUUGGAUUGCAUGAUAUUUAUUAUAGAACUGCUUAUAAACCAACAGUUCAAGAACAAAAAAGGUUUAUUGAGAGAAUGAAAUUGACGAUUAGAUUAGAUAGAGAAGAUGAAGCAUUUGGAAUGGUUUAUAAUUUUAUUGAAAGUUUAACUGGAUUUUUAGAAGUUUUAAAUGAUUUGAAUAGUGUACCAGUUGGUCCUGAAUUUGAUGAUGAUCGUACAUUCCAUAAGUUGAAUAUUAAUGCAUAUUUGAAAAAUGCUAAUAAGCCUGAGUUAUUCCAUUCAUUUAUUAAUAAUAUGUAUGAAGAGAAUAUUAAUAAAGGUGAUUUUAUUCAAGCUGCUCUUAGUUUAGAAUUAUUAGCAUCGACCUAUUCCUGGAAUCAUCAUGAAAUCUUAUCAGCUACAUUAAAACCCAAAUUUCCAGAACAAACAUCUUUUGAAAGAAAAGAGACAUUAUAUAAUAUGAUAGCUACCAAUUAUAUUAAGGGAAAUAGUUUAGAAAGAGCUACGGAUACUUAUAAUGAAUUAUUAGAUUCAUAUAGUGAACAUACAUAUGAUUUGAAAAGUUUUGCUCAUGUUCAUCGAAAAUUAGCCAAUUUAUAUAUUGAAAUGGAAUCAUCGGAUAAAUUGAGUCCAUCAUUUUUCCGAGUUGCAUUUAUUGGAGCUGGAUUCCCAACUAACAUUAGAGGAAAAGAACAAAUUUAUGAAGGGCUACCAUUUGAGCAUAUAACUUCAAUUCAUGAAAGAUUGUUAAGAUUGUAUCCCGGAGCUAGAAUUAUAAGUGACGAUAUUCAAGCCCAAAAAUUGAAAGAAAAAGUUCAAACUGGUAGAUAUUUACAUGUAAAUGCCGUUGAACCAAUUAAUGAAAUAAGUGAUAAAUUGUUUAAUACAUCAAUUGGGGUUAGACAAUAUGCUAGAAAUAAAAAUUUAAGAUUUUUCACCACGAUGAAGAAAAUUCCUGGAGCCACGUCGGUAUUUGAUUUAUGGACUGAAGAAACAACCUAUGAAACGCAAAUGUCAUUCCCAACGUUAAUGAAUAGAAGUGAUAUUAAAUCGGUUAAAACAAUCAAAUUAUCACCGUUAGAUAAUGCAAUUCGUACCAUUGUUAAUAAGAAUAACGAUUUGAUUCAAUUAGAAAGUAUGAUUAAUAUAUCAUUCAAAGAAAAAGCUGAUUAUACUUCAUUAUUCAAUGAUUUAUCAAGACAAUUAGCUGGUACUGUUGAUUCUCCAGUUAAUGGAGGAGUUGGACAAUAUAGAACUUUUUUCAAUGAUCCAAAAUACAAUGGUAAAGAAGAUUAUACAUAUAAUAUCAGAUUAUUGAAAAAUGCCUUUAAUGAUUUAACAAUUAUAUUAAAUCGCUGUUUACAUUUACAUGGGAAACUAAUAAGUAAUAAUAUGAAAGCAUCCCAUGAUGUUUUGGUUGAAUUAUUUAAAAAGAAUUUUAAAGAAGAUAUUGCUAAUCUUAAAAUAUCCACCGAUUAUGAGAAUAGUAUUUAUAACCAUAGUAUUUCUCAUUACCCCCAAUCAUUACAAUUAGAAAAUAAUAGUAAGAGAAAUAUUAGUAGUAAUACUACAUUGAACGGUGGUGGAAGUAUGAUUGGUGGUAGUAUUGGGUCGAGAUUAACCCGUACUACCAGUAGAACAUCCAAAGCCAGUUCAAACUCAAACUCUAGUGCUUCUGGCCUAGUUUCACCUCCAUCAGAACAAAAUUCAACUACCCAAAACCUGAACAAUAGUAGCUUUACAUUCAUUGGUUUAAAACAAAAACAUAGCGCCGUCUACUGGAGAGAUAAUGUAAUGAGAAAUUAG
This is a messenger RNA of Hyphopichia burtonii NRRL Y-1933, 5730 nucleotides long. It is a transcript of the gene DCK1, whose product is annotated as guanine nucleotide exchange factor DCK1. Gene Ontology annotation, molecular function: guanyl-nucleotide exchange factor activity; small GTPase binding. Gene Ontology annotation, cellular component: cytoplasm; plasma membrane. Gene Ontology annotation, biological process: small GTPase-mediated signal transduction. NCBI's taxonomy places the organism in Eukaryota, Fungi, Ascomycota, Pichiomycetes, Serinales, Debaryomycetaceae. The record is from RefSeq and is a predicted model, not a curated record. The transcript has a single exon. The coding region runs from base 1 to 5730 and encodes 1909 amino acids.